Saccoglossus kowalevskii is the source of this 5759-nucleotide messenger RNA. RefSeq names its product E3 ubiquitin-protein ligase TTC3-like. Gene Ontology annotation, molecular function: protein binding. Lineage: Eukaryota; Metazoa; Hemichordata; Enteropneusta; Harrimaniidae. The record is from RefSeq and is a predicted model, not a curated record.
GACAGUGACAUGGAAGUGAACAAAAGAAAAUUAGCCACCACCAAUUCUGGAAGUUCUAAAAUGUGGUUUCAAGACGUCAUGGCAUAUCCCUUCAAGCGACAAGAACACGAACAUGUCAUUUUAAUUUAUGUAUUGUCGCCAUUUUUGUUCAACAAUGUCCACCAGAAUGAUAAAUGGAUGGCCUGGGCAAAAGAGUGGAAGUUACUACCGAGUGAUGGGGACUUAACUUUCCAUCCCCUUCCUCAAAACAUUUUAGACACUGUUUACAUUAUAGAGAAGGCAUUUGAAGUACUUUGCAGAAGUGUGAAGCAAAAAGGGCAGAGGUUUUUAAAAAAUAUGUUAGAUUUGGUUGAGAACCUUGAGAAAAAACAAGAUGCACAAAAUGCUUUGGUCAAGGCAAUGAGAUGUAGUGAAUUCAUGAUUAUGAGUAAUGAGUUAACUGAAAUUAGUGAUAAACUUUUAGAAGACGUUACUGGAGCACUGAUCUUAGUUUCCAUGCAGUUUUAUGAUCAUGUGAUAAAACUAACUCAAAAGGGCUGUAACCUGGAGGAAGAAUUCAAAGCUCAAAACAGGAAAAAUGCCAAGACUAGUGAUGAUAUCCGCAUGAGGGGUAAUAGAGACUUCAAAGAAAGCAAGUACACAGCCGCAUGCCAUACCUAUACAAAUGCUAUACAAUUGGACGCUUACAAUGAAAGAUUGUAUAGUAACCGUGCCUUGUGUUACCUCAAGACUGGUGAUUAUAGAAAAGCAUUAUCUGAUGGGAAAAGAGCUAUCAUUGUAAAGCCAUCAUGGCCUAAGGGUCAACAUCGAUACGCUGAAGCAUUGUUUGGUUUAGAACAACAUCAGGAUGCAGUUAGGGCCAACAUGUUGGCUUUGUCAGUGUGCAGGGAAAAUGGUUGUUCUGCAACUGAGUUGAGAGAAUUGGAAACUCAGAAAGAAAAAUUUGCACAUAAAGUUCCUUUUAGAGAAACUUCAGUAAAUCAAGAAAGUGAUGAUGACGAUGUGCCAGAUUUAGUUGAUCAAGGCUCCAGUGAUGAAGAGACAGAGUUUAGUAAUGCCAAUAUUAAAAAAACUGCUAAAGUGAAUAUACAGUCCUUGCCUGAAGAAGUAAAUGGACUUCCGCCACUGGUUGAUUUAGAGUCAGAUGUAGACUCAGAUUCAGAUGCACCGUCUGGCGGUUCACUCAAAGAACCACUUAUUUCAGUACCCCACCCCAUUCGUAGAAGUGAACAAAAACCUAAAACUAAAAAUGAUUCUAAAAAGCAACCAAUCAAAAAAGAUUUUAAAGAAGCCUUGUGUAAGGGUUCAGAAGCAUUGUUGGAAUCUAGACAGAGAAUUGCUGUUACGUGGUACAGGAAAGCCAAUGAUAUCAUGUCAACCAAAGGGAAGGACAGUAAACUUCUGAAUGAUGAAUUUGAAGUAGUUGUAUUUCUAUAUGCAUUUGGUACUGCUUUGUUAGAGACUUCACAAGUUCAGGAGCUGGAAGAAGCUUUUGAAAAGUUUCAGUGUAUAAUUAUUGAGCAUCAGUCAAUGAUAUUUCCGUUAGCAUACUAUGGAAGAGGAAGAGCAUUUAUUCAACAAAACAGGUACUUGGAAGCCUUAGUCCCACUUAAAAAAGGAUUGACAAUUCUCAGUCGACAUACUAAUUGUCCUGUCCUUGAUUGGCCAGGCACAAAACAAAUCAUUCCAGAAAGUGAAUAUAAUAAAAUGGAGGCUUGCUUUAAGUCGCUUAUUCUGUUGUGUAAAGCACCUCCACCACCAGAUACUGUCUGUCGAUAUGAGCACUGCACCGGCUUCUACAAAGUACAGAUCUAUUAUAGUGAUCCUGAUUUUAAAGGCUUCAUUCAUACAGAGUGCUACGAUAACUGCAGGAUUGAUUAUCAUCCCUCCUGCUGGAAAAAGGUCAAGGGAAAAUCGCUUGAUAAGGAUUUUAUAGGUUAUCCUUGUUUUACACCAGAUUGCAAUGCUGUUAUUAUUCUUGUGAGAAUCUACAGUCAAGAUGGUCUUGUUAAGACAGAAUUAACUGGUGAAAAACCAGUCAAGUUUAAAAAAGAGAAGACAGCUGUACCGCCUCCUCUGAAAACUGUAAAUGAAAAGAAAUUAGAAAAACUGCGAUUGAAAAAGGAAAAGAAAAGACUAGCUAAAGAAAGCUUAGUCAAAAUUGAAAAGAGUGUGGAAAAUGCUUCUAAUCAGGUCAUUGUAAAUGGUAUUGACUCUCAUAAACGUCCUUCAAGUUUGCCACUAUCUACAUUAACAAACAAUUUGAUUCAUUCAACGUCAACUAGUCCUGGGUCACCAGAUAGCACGAAGUUGCCCACUAAUUUUGAGAUGGGUUUCAAACUAGAAAAAGAUGAAGAGGAAACUGAAAUCAAUGGAGCUUCUCGAAAAGUGUUCAAAAAUAAAUCCAAGAAGAAGAUACCCAAGGUUAAACAUUCACUUGACGUAUUCUUCACUCGUACUGAUGAUGCACAUUCAUUUUGUGAUGCUGAAGAAAAUGAUGAUGGUGAAUCCUCAUCAAGUUCAAGGAAUGCAUUUCAAUUAUUGGAUGACAACAGUCCAUUCACCAUUCCUGAACACCUACGUGAAGAUACUGCGCAACUUGAAACAAAUACGGGUACUAUCCCACAGGCUGUACCAACUGUUGAUGUCGUAGCAAAUGAAUCAUUAAGAGAAACUCUUUUCUCGUAUUUUGCAUCCAUUCUUGACAAGUAUGGACCGCUAAGUAUAGAUGAUCCCAAACUAAUCUCAGAGUUUAAUGAGACAUUUCCUUCAGAAGCCAGAGAUCUUGUCAACAGCUGUGGCGGACUUUCACAGUUUCUUUUAAAAUCAUUGCAGUUUGCCAUGGUUGAGAAUAUAGUGUGUCUUCUCAAAGACUCUGUUAAAUGCAAAGAACUUGCUAUGAAAUAUAAAAAGUCAAAAGGUGAUACAAGUCCUGUGAAUACAGACUAUGGUAAUGGAUUGUCAACGUUCAAGCAGGCAGUUUGUAAUCCUGUCCCCUGCACUCAGUAUGAAAUGUAUCACACUUACGUGGAUUCUGCAACCACUUGUAAUUUAACCAUAGAGAAUUUUCCAGCACUUUCAGCUGAAAUUUCAAAUGAAGAUGCAGUGAUUAAUGCUAGCACAGAGUCACUUAGUGAUAAUAUUGCUAAUGACGAUGAAACUUCGAAAGUUAUACGUGACAUUGCAUAUAUUGAUGCUAUACCAGAGUUUGUACCACGGCAGAAAUCAGCUGUGAGUCAGAGCAUAACAGAGCCAAUAGUUAAAAGCACUUGUGGAUUAGACCAAAAUGCUGAAUCGGAUGCUUCAUUUCAGGAUGCUUUGUGUGAUUUACCUACUGAAGAUAAGACUUCAAUGUCUCAAAAGGCUACUAAUUACCUCAUACAAUCAUUUUAUUCACAACGUUGUCAACAAACUGAAUAUAAUCCUACAAGUAGUUAUGUGGAGGCUGUUGACUCUGGAAUUGAUCCAGGAUUACAAGCUGAAGUAGGAUUAAGUUGUACAGGAAUGGGAUUAAGUGAGAUAGAUCUCAGAACAGGAACGAGUGGGAUAAAUGACUUCUGUGAUGCAGUUAGUGAAAAUAAGACACAGAAUGAUAAUACUAAUUUUUGUAACAACAAUGAAAUAUCUAGUGAGUUGGAAAACUUUGAUGAUGCCAAGGAUUCUAUUAUAUCAAAAAACAAGUCUCGUAUUUUACCCAUGAAAAAUAGCAUAAAAUACAAAAAUGCUUGUGUGCAAGCAUUUGUAUGUCCACUUCACAAUUCUGUGGGUGUGAAUACUGAGCCGUAUGAGGAUACUUAUAAACAACUCUAUGAGAAUAUCAUUCAGGAAAAGCAUAGGAUGCAGAUGCAACAUCAAGCAGCUUUAGACAGGUUUGAACAAAUGAAGAAUAAGACAAGUACAGAAAUACAAAUGUUACAAAAAGAUUUGGAAGACCGGAUUGACAUGGAAAAGAACCAGCAAAAGAUUAUUUGGGACUUAAAGCAGCAGCAUGAUAUGGAAAACAAGCAAGUUGAGAAAGACAAAAAUGAAGUAUCCAAAAGAUUCCAGCUCCAGAUAUCAAUGCUGAAUGAGAAACAAGAAAGACAUGCUGCUGAAUUGAAUACUAAGGACGAAGAUAUUUCUCAUCUUCAAAACCUUUUACAAAGUGAACGGGAUGGUCGGUUUGCAGAGAAGUUAAAUUAUGAGCAGGAUCGUGUGAGAGCAGAAGAAACAUACAAAAGCACAUUAAAGCGAGCCCAAGAUGCUGAGAUGAUGAUUUUUGAAUUGAAGAUGAGCAUUGAAAAAAGACCACUUGAAGUGAAACGUCAAGAAGCCGAGUAUUAUUGUAGACAUUUUACCAACAUGGCAGAUAGACCACCAGGAAUUAUGGGUAUGACUUCAGAAGAUGUGAUACAGCAGUGUAAAAGUGUGGCUGCCCUCUGGCAGACUUUUAGUGAAGAGCUACAGAAAAAAAUAGCAGAGAUCAAAACUUCUUAUGAAGAAAGAAUCGACAUGGUACGAAGAGGACAAAUGUUGAGUUCAUUGCCACCUAUUAAUAUUUCUCCACUACCACAGCCUCCAGCUGCUUUAUUUCAAAAUCCUCUGCUGAAGAGUAUCAGAGUGCCACCAAGCUUCCCAGCUUCAGGAGUUACUACACCACCACCUUUCAGUAUAUCACCUUCUCCGCCUACAGUGUCUGCAACUCCACCACCAGGCUUGGAUUCAGUUACAGUACCAUCGUCUGAGCCUGCUACAUCAGACAGUGCUGUAGCAGCACUAACAUCCAGUACCAACAUAGCAGUACCAACCACUGCUACUGUAACAACAGUUGGAGCUGAGGUGGCACCAGCAGUUAGUACCAGUGGCUUAGUAUCUCCUGCACCCACCUCCAAGCCUACCAUCAGUGCCAUCACACCACAUAACACUCAGUCUCACUCACGAGUCAAGCCACACCUGACGGGUACUCAACAGUCCGUACAGCAGCCACAAAAUGUUUCGCGUCAAAUGCAAUUUCCCACCUUAACAGCACAGGCACAGCAGGUACAUCAACCGAAAAAUAGCUUUGAGAAAAUUAUGUCAAAACUAAUGGCUAUGUAUCCUGUAUACAACAAGGUGCAACUGACUAAUUUCAUCAAAGAUGUGAGAUCAGCAAAUGGCAAUUCACUGUCUGGACUAUCACUUGAUGAAAUCAUUCUUCGAGUAUCUGAUCUGAUUGCAAGUGACCAGAAAAGACUGGAAGGACUUCCACAUUCAGUACAGGCUUCGCUCUCAACUGGCUGUGGAGUACCAGUGAUUAAACCUAUUCCCACAACUGCUCCACUCGGUGCAGCUGCACGACCAGUUGUCACUUCACAAAUGCCCAAACCAAUUGGCCCACCUAUGUCGCCAGUGAUGCCAGAACCAAGUCUCCAUAAUAUUGGUUUUAAUUUGGAUGAUGAUGUUGAUCCAUGUGUUAUCUGUCAUGAGGAACUAACAACUGGAGCAACAUGUGUCUUGGAAUGCAAACAUCGAUUUCAUAAGUCUUGUAUUCGAAAAUGGAUGCAUGAACAGAGCACUUGUCCAACUUGUCGUGUUCACAUACUGUUAGCGGAAGACUUCCCAAGUUUGAUGACACAACAGUUAUCUCGACAGAGGUUGUUCUAAUUGUGCCUUUUUUUUAUUGUUGAUUUUUUAAAACAUAAAUGUCACAAAUAUUUGUCUACUUCCAAGCUCUAAUUUAGUCUUCAAGCAGCCUGACAUCGUUAAUCGAUAUCACAGAUUCAUGUUAUACUUUAUAAAAU